AUGACCCAGGAGUACGACAACAAAAGGCCAGUGUUGGUUCUUCAGAAUGAAGCACUCUAUCCACAGCGUCGCCCCUACACCAGUGAAGAUGAAGCUUGGAAGUCUUUUCUGGAAAACCCUCUCACUGCAGCCACCAAAGCGAUGAUGAGUAUCAAUGGAGAUGAGGACAGUGCGGCUGCUCUGGGCUUGCUCUAUGACUAUUAUAAGGUUCCCAGAGAGAGAAGAUUAUCAACAGCAAAACAAGAUGUUGAACAUCCUGAUCCAGAUCACAACAAAAGAAACGGCAUACCAAAUGUGACUGAACAACCCCUCAUUUCUGCUGGAGAAAACAGAGUGCAAGUUCUGAAAAAUGUGCCAUUUAACAUUGUCCUACCCCAUGGCAACCAACUGGGCAUCGAUAAGAGAGGUCAUCUAACUGCCCCAGAUACAACGGUCACUGUGUCCAUAGCGACAAUGCCUACUCACUCCAUCAAGACGGAAUCUCAGCCACACAACUUUGCUGUAGGAAUUCCCCCAGCAGUUUACCACCCUGAACCCACUGAGCGUGUAGUGGUGUUUGACCGCAGCCUUAAUCCUGACCAAUUCAGCUCAGGUGCUCAGCCCCCAAAUGCUCAGAGGCGUACUCCAGACUCUACCUUCUCAGAGACCUUCAAGGAAGGCGUGCAAGAGGUUUUUUUUUCUUCAGAUCUCAGUCUAAGGAUGCCUGGCAUGAAUUCAGAGGAUUAUGUAUUUGAUGGUGUCUCUGGGAACAACUUUGAAUAUACUCUGGAAGCCUCAAAAUCCCUUCGACAGAAGCCAGGAGAUAGCACCAUGACGUAUCUGAACAAGGGCCAGUUUUACCCUGUCACCUUGAAAGAAGUGAGCAGCAAUGAAGGAAUUCACCAUCCCAUCAGCAAAGUCCGGAGUGUGAUUAUGGUGGUAUUUGCUGAAGACAAAACUCGGGAAGAUCAGCUAAGACAUUGGAAAUACUGGCACUCCAGGCAACACACUGCCAAACAAAGAUGCAUUGAUAUAGCUGACUAUAAGGAAAGCUUCAAUACCAUUAGUAACAUUGAAGAGAUUGCUUAUAAUGCCAUUUCUUUCACUUGGGACAUUAACGAUGAAGCGAAGGUUUUUAUCUCUGUGAACUGCUUAAGCACAGAUUUCUCCUCUCAGAAGGGUGUCAAGGGGCUACCCCUUAACAUUCAAAUUGACACAUACAGCUAUAAUAACCGAAGCAACAAACCUGUUCACAGGGCCUAUUGCCAGAUCAAAGUCUUCUGUGAUAAGGGAGCUGAACGGAAGAUCAGGGAUGAAGAACGAAAACAAAGCAAAAGAAAAGUUUCUGAUGUUAAAGUGUCUGUGCUUCCAUCCCACAAAAGAAUGGACAUCACAGUUUUCAAGCCUUUUAUUGAUCUCGACACUCAGCCUGUUCUCUUUAUCCCUGAUGUGCACUUUGCCAACCUUCAACGUGGGGCUCAUGUUCUUCCUAUUACCUCAGAAGAGCUGGAAGGUGAAGGGUCUAACAUGAAAAGGGGGCCAUAUGGAACUGAAGAUGACUUUACUGCCACACCUCCUGCUAAAAUGGCCAGGAUAGAAGAACCAAAGAGAGUACUGCUCUAUGUUCGGAAGGAGUCAGAAGAAGUUUUUGAUGCACUGAUGCUCAAGACUCCAUCAUUGAAAGGCCUAAUGGAAGCUAUAUCAGAUAAAUAUGAUGUCCCUUAUGAUAAAAUUGGAAAAAUCUUCAAGAAAUGUAAAAAAGGAAUCCUGGUGAACAUGGAUGAUAAUAUAGUGAAGCACUACUCUAAUGAAGACACCUUCCAGCUGCAGAUCGAGGAGGUGGGGGGAUCCUACAAGCUAACUCUUACUGAGAUCUAA
Gracilinanus agilis (Agile Gracile Mouse Opossum) is the source of this 1857-nucleotide messenger RNA. It is a transcript of the gene GRHL1, whose product is annotated as grainyhead like transcription factor 1. The transcript has 16 exons. Lineage: Eukaryota; Metazoa; Chordata; Mammalia; Didelphimorphia; Didelphidae. Gene Ontology annotation, molecular function: RNA polymerase II cis-regulatory region sequence-specific DNA binding; DNA-binding transcription activator activity, RNA polymerase II-specific. Gene Ontology annotation, cellular component: nucleus. The record is from RefSeq and is a predicted model, not a curated record. Gene Ontology annotation, biological process: regulation of transcription by RNA polymerase II. Bases 1 to 1857 code for a protein of 618 amino acids.